UAUUCUUAUCAAAUGUCACAAAAAGGAAUUACUCUGGAGAAGAAAGAUGGAAAUUUGUGAAUACAGCGUGGAACCAGAUCAUCUUACUAAAGUCAAGAGAUACGAUAACUUUAAUUUUCCCUAUGCUUUUCCCGGAAAUGUAAAAGACCACCUGAAGAAAAUCGCCAACUUCAAAGUCCAGGAAAGUGAUGUAUUGCUAUCCACAUAUCCAAAAUCAGGUACUCACUGGGUAAGAGAAAUUGUAUCGAUGCUGCUUCGUGGAAAAGCCGAGUACACAAAUGAUCCCCUAUAUUCCCUGGAUUUUUACGAGAGCAGUUGCUUAGAAAAGUUGCCAUCUCCCAGAAUAUUGCAGUCACAUCUGCCCUACCGAUACCUUCCAAAGGAAUUGAAAAAACAUGGACGUAUAAUUCACGUGUCUAGGAAUCCGAAAGACACGGCUGUAUCUUUGUAUAACAUGGUAAAGAAGCUGACAUUCAUGUACAGCAGUUUUACUGGGUCUUUCCACGCCUUGUUACAGUGCAUUUUCUUCAGCGAUAAAUUUGCCUUUGGAAAUUGGUUCGACUUUGUCAAAGAAUGGGAGAGAACUAUGCGACAAGAAAACAGGGGCUGUCGUAUUUUACACUUACAUUUUGAAGAUUUAAAGAAGGACUUAAAGUCAAAUGUAAGGAAGAUUGCAGACCUUUUGGAUCUGAGUUAUGAGGACGAGUUUAUAAACCUCGUAGCAGAGAAAUGUACUUUUAAGAAUAUGAAAAAUGGCAAAGAAUCGAACCCCCAACCUUACUGGCAGAACUGCACACACGACGGGAAGAUGCCAAUAUUCCGGAAAGGUGACGUGGGUGACUGGAAAAACUGGUUCUCCGAAAAAGAAAACGAAAAAUUCGACAAAGAGUACGCCAGACAGAUGCGAGACUCCAAUUUAACUUUCCAAUAUUUCAUAUAG
Messenger RNA from Saccostrea echinata, 940 nucleotides. RefSeq names its product sulfotransferase 1A1-like. The coding region runs from base 47 to 940 and encodes 297 amino acids. Gene Ontology annotation, cellular component: cytoplasm. Gene Ontology annotation, biological process: sulfation. Gene Ontology annotation, molecular function: sulfotransferase activity. The record is from RefSeq and is a predicted model, not a curated record. NCBI's taxonomy places the organism in Eukaryota, Metazoa, Mollusca, Bivalvia, Ostreida, Ostreidae. The transcript has 6 exons.